Molecule: messenger RNA, 921 nt
Organism: Musa acuminata AAA Group (dessert banana)
Lineage: Eukaryota; Viridiplantae; Streptophyta; Magnoliopsida; Zingiberales; Musaceae
Exons: 1
Coding region: 1-921 (306 amino acids)
Biological process (GO): DNA integration
Molecular function (GO): nucleic acid binding
Source: RefSeq, a predicted model, not a curated record
AUGCGCCAGGACGCGAAAGCUUUCGUGCGGCGAUGCAGCUCAUGCCAGGAGCACGCCCGCACCGCCCGACUGCCGGCGGUCUUGUUCACUCCCGUCGACUGUGCUUGGCCAUUCGCGCAGUGGGGACUGGACAUACUCGGACCUCUCCCACCCGCUUCCGGGCAGCGGAAAUACAUCAUCGUAGGAGUGGACUACUUUACCAGGUGGGUCGAAGCCGAGCCCCUAGCAACCAUCACGGAGUCACAAGUGCAAAGGUUCGUACGGAGAAACCUCGUAACUCGUUUUGGUCUGCCCCGGUACAUCGUCACCGACAAUGGACCUCAGUUCGCCGGCAGGAGGUUCCAAGAGUUUUGCGCCAAGCACAAGAUUCAGCUGAGGUUCAGCUCGGUGGCUUACCCCCAGGCGAACGAACUAGCUGAAGUAACCAACCGGUCCAUCAUCGACGGUCUCAAGAGAAGAGUGUCCGCUGCCCGAUCGGCCUGUAUCGACGUGCUCCCGAGCGUCCUAUGGGCGCUGCGCACUACCCUUAAAACCCCAACGGGGGAGUCUCCCGACAGCCUCACAUUCGGGACCGAGGCCGUAUUACCAUCCGAAGUGGCUGUCCCGACUCCGCGGACAGCAGGCUUCGGCGAAGAGGCCUCGGGAGAAGGACUCCGAUCCAACCUGGAUUUGCUCGAAGAAAGAUGGGCCGACGCGCACCGAAAAUCCCUUUCUUACAAAACUGCCGUAGCAAGGGUCUACAACCGGAAGGUACGACCCCGAUCGAUAAAGCUAGAAGACCUGGUCCUACGCAAAGUCGAGGUCAGCCACCCGACCCGAGUAAGGGGGAAACUGGCACCGAAGUGGGAAGGACCCUAUCGAGUCAUCGAGUGUCCCGACCAGGGACGUUCCGACUCGCAACAAUGGAAGGCGACCCCAUAA